GAUUCUCUUCGGCAGUAUUAUCUUGAUUUGUGAAAUUCUAUUUAGGGGGACAAAAAUUUAUAAAAACAAAAAAAAAGAAAGUCCCAAAACCCCGUGUAUGUGAUGGUACUAUCUAUUCGUGUUAAAUUUAUUCAAUAGAUCUACUUUUCAUCGUGUUUAGAUUAAACUCGACAUUACAUGAAAAUAAUGUCGAAUUCUAAUUUUGCCUACUUAUUUUUAGUCAUACUUACAAUUUCAAUUUUGUCUAGAGAUCUUUCAGUCAAAUUUUAAAUUUGCCUAGUUAAAAUUAGAAUUUUAAUUCUGCCUGGUUAAAUUUAAAAUCUGCCUGGUCAUAAUUAAAAUUUUAAUUUUGCCUAGCGAAUCUCUAGUCAAAAUUAGAAUUUUAGUUUUGCCUACGCAGAAUUAAAAUUUUAAUUUUGCCUAGGCAGAUUUUAAAUUUGACUGAAUUUUAAGUUUGCCUGCAACAUAUACAUCAUACAUCCAUUUAUCUCAUUCUAAUUUUCUUCUUUUUCUAUAUCUUGAUAUUAUACAGACAGGAAAGUAGUCAAACAGUUUAUGUGCAUAAACGAUGUCAAGUUACUCGAAGUACUCGAACACAAUGUCAGUAUUGUAGACAUCAAAAAUGUAUUGAAGUUGGAAUGAAAACAAAUGGUAGAGUUAAUAGUUUUUAUAAUACUGUAAUUAAUCAUACGUAGGAUUUUCUUUUUCUUUUAGAGGAAAGUCCAAAUCCAAAAAUUGAAGAUAUUUUUAAACAAAUUCUAUGUGCACGUUGUAAUGCUCCAUCUUCCGGAAUACAUUUUGGUGCUACAACUUGCGAAGGAUGCAAGAGAUUUUUUCGGCGUACUAUAAAAGAACGUACACCACAACGUUACAAGUGUUUAGAGUCGAAUAAUUGUGAAAUUAAUACAUCAACAAGAAAUAUGAGUCGUGCAUGUCGAUUUCAAAAAUGUGUUAAUGGUGGAAUGAGUAUCGAGGGCUGUCGAAUUGGUCGACAAAGUAUUUGUUUAAACAAAAAAUGCUAA
This is a messenger RNA of Didymodactylos carnosus, 1022 nucleotides long. The record is from the annotation of a GenBank genome assembly. NCBI's taxonomy places the organism in Eukaryota, Metazoa, Rotifera, Eurotatoria, Philodinida, Philodinidae.